Knipowitschia caucasica is the source of this 276-nucleotide messenger RNA. The record is from the annotation of a GenBank genome assembly. Lineage: Eukaryota; Metazoa; Chordata; Actinopteri; Gobiiformes; Gobiidae.
AUGCCAGGCCUUGUUCCGGCUCCUCCUUCACACUACGAGGAUCCCACACUGCUCCUCUGCCUGGCACUCACGCUGACCCCCUGGCUACACCCGCCCCCACCCCUCCACCCCCCUGGCUACACCCGCCCCCACCCCUCGACCCCCCUGGCUACACCCGCGCCCACCCCUCCACCCAUUGCUCUGGAAGAUAAACGCACCUCUGCUUCAAACUUUACCAUUCCUUUGGGAAGCUGCUUGGACCUCAAUGAAGCCUUCCAGAUUACAGAGAAGGAGUGA